Messenger RNA from Dichotomopilus funicola, 2490 nucleotides. RefSeq lists its product as uncharacterized. The transcript has 3 exons. Lineage: Eukaryota; Fungi; Ascomycota; Sordariomycetes; Sordariales; Chaetomiaceae. The coding region runs from base 1 to 2490 and encodes 829 amino acids. The record is from RefSeq and is a predicted model, not a curated record.
AUGGACCACUUCAACGCAACCGUCAAGGACGGGAAGUUGGUCAAAACUCGCCGCGGCAUGCAGGUCUCCAGGCAAAGAUUCAACGGCAUGUCCUUUGUCAACGCUUCCCCACACGAUGUUAACGCUGUCGGGUCUGGACAGCCGACCCCCUGGGGUGUUCCGGGAGCGUCGGGUCCGUCACAGCAGCAGGAGAUUAGGUUCAUCGAGGAAGAGCACGGUGGCGAUCACCAUUUUCAACCAGAAGCCACUCAAAGAAGGAAUAUCGACUCCUCUGGGCAGCUGCCCUCGACUGCGGCCCACGGUGCACGACGGCGCCGAAAAGCCACCGUUAACAAAGGGAAAUCGCCGACUGAUACGACGCCCAAACUAAACACGCCACCGCACCAACCUUCGCCCCCGCCCUUUGGGGAACUGAGCUCCCAACUAGGACGUCCGCCCUUCGGCCGAGGCGAGCCCCAGCCGAACACAAACGCAGCGUCAGCCAGCCCGGUCGAGGGAGUCCCUAGGAGGCUCCAAGCCGAGCCGGCUCUAAUAGACGACAGCCGAUUCCAUGGCUACUCCUCCUCGGGUUCACGCACCAUGUACCCUUAUGAAGACCUGAUCACCUACAACCCCUCACGGGGCGCCGAUAUGUACUCGAUGAUAGCCGGCGACCGGGCCGCGCAGCACUGUGUGUUCAUGUGCGGGGCCAUGGUUGAGUCGGUUGAGAUGGAACGACCCGAGCCUGAGGACCUUACGUAUCACAUAUCGAGUGUCUGCGCCAUUCUGAAUCAGAAGCUGGGCCGGCAACAAAAUGCUGUAGAUGCGGUCACGCUACUAUGCAUAUCAAAGUUGGCGUGCUUAGGGUGUUUUGUCGGCCGUCUCGAUCACUGGCACCUUCAUAUGUCCGGACUGCGAAAAGUGUUAGACCUCCAUGGGGGGUUGGCCGGCUUACCACCAUGGCUGCUAGCCUCGAUGUAUAAAGCUGACCUCCGAGGAGCCACCGCUCUUGCCUCAACCCCCUAUCUUCCAUUCAUUCGACAACAGCAGUAUACCUCCCUUCUCCCCACAGAAUUUCAAGAACACCAAUCACCAUCACCCGCUCACUCGCUCUCUACCCUCCUAAACCCGUUCCAUAUCCACCCAGACGUAAUCGACGCUCUCUCCGCGCUAGCAGACUUAACCUCCGCCAUCUAUCUUGCUCGACGGCCCCGGCAACGAUACCAGCAAUUUCAACAACAACAACAGCCUAGCCAACCGAGCCAAACAAGCAACCCUCCAGCUCCUCUUCUAUUUGACCCACACGUGUUCACAGAAGAAUGGCAGCGCAUCACCCAUGUCCUGUUGACUCGCCCACGACCCCUUCGUGCCGCACCAACCAUUGCAGAUUGGCGUUCCGGGAUGGGGAUGAAUCCAUACUCGACAGAAACUAGGGUCUGGAACCAGGGGCGAGGCUCCCAAACUCAGGGGGGUUUUGGGUUGCAAAUGGAGAUGGAAAUAGAGACGGGGGUGACGGAAAGCGGGGUAACAAAAAAGGAGGAUGGUCCAAUUGGGGGAGAAGGGGAUAGGGAAAGGGUGACAGGGGCAGAGGCGGAGAUGGGAGGGUACGGGGGAAAUCAUCGGUUAGUUCCGUCGGUUCCGAUUAUCCCUUUCCGGGAAGAAGAAGAGGGGGAUAUUGGCGAAGAUGAGAUGGAGGAACACACAAGGAGGAGGAAGAGCCCCGGCCACGAACGAGUCAGUCCACUUGAGCCCGCUCUUCGUAUCGCUGCGCUACUGCACCUAAAGGAGUUGUUGCCAGACUGGCCACGCAAUUCGGGAGGGUAUGCGGUGAUGUUGGCACUGUUACGAUAUCAUUUGGAAGAGGUGCUGCAAUGGUACGGAACUAGUGGAAGGGCUGCGAGAAGUGAUCGUGGCACUGGAGACGGUAAUGGUAAAGGGGAAGGUCGGAGGUCAACGGGCAGUGGUCAUCCAGGCCCAGAAGUGAAGGAAGAAGAGCAGGACAUAACAGAGGUUUUGGGAUUGAGGAUGUUUACCAGUCACAGAGAUGACUUGGAUGGUCACCGUGGCGAUGAUAACGAUGCAAACCUCGACUUUGAUGGAGACGAAGACCGAUCCGACAACAGCAAUGAAAGCACAAUCCCACCCCCGGACCAACACAACCUCGCCUUUAUCCGACCUAUCCUCCUUUUUCUCGCCCUCGUCGGCAGCACCGUCUCUUCACAUGCCGAUAUCAAUGAAGGCCGCAUUGCCACAGGAGACCGUUACCCCCAAGAGAUAUACCGCGACUGUUUAACGGGUGUGCUAGGGCUGAAGGGUCCAGACGAGGUUGACAUCCUGGUCGGAAGGGAUGGUCAUGGGGAUGGGGAUGAAGGUGCAGAAGACAACUGGGCGCUAGUCAAGAUGUUUCGGUUGGAAAUGGUUUUUAAUGCAGGGGAAGUGCAUGGCGAGAGGGAACACUGGGAAAGGGGGGCGAUGUUGCGGAGGAUUGUUGCUGGGACCGUGGGGAUAUGA